Messenger RNA from Podospora anserina S mat+, 1890 nucleotides. RefSeq lists its product as uncharacterized. The record is from RefSeq and is a predicted model, not a curated record. The transcript has 2 exons. Lineage: Eukaryota; Fungi; Ascomycota; Sordariomycetes; Sordariales; Podosporaceae. Gene Ontology annotation, biological process: transmembrane transport. Gene Ontology annotation, molecular function: transmembrane transporter activity. The coding region runs from base 1 to 1890 and encodes 629 amino acids.
AUGGCUGGCGUUGCUGACGACCCAGAAAAGCGCACAACGCCAAGCAGUGGGACAAGUCCCGCGAGCACCAUCCGAGUCGACAGAAGCGAAAACCAGUUGGCGCAGUCAUCAUCAACGUCGAAGGAUGAAGUGGGCGAGCUCUCCUCCAAGGCCGAUGUGCCGCCUGUCGCAGCCUCGGGACCAGCGCCAGAGGAGUCACGUACCAAGUUAGAAACGACACUGGUCAUCACCGCACUGGCGAGCGCGCUCUUCCUUGGCGCACUCGAUAUCACCAUCGUCAGUGUAGCCAUUCCAACAAUUGCGGAGGAAUUCGGCUCGACCGCUGGGUACACAUGGAUUGGAUCGGUAUACAUGCUCGCCAGCGCGGCCGGCGCGCCGAUGUGGGGGAAGAUAUCUGAUAUCUGGGGCCGGAAGCCCAUCAUGCUCAUUGCCGUCGGCAUUUUUUGGAUUGGGUCCCUGCUGAGUGCUCUCAGCAAGAAUAUUGGCAUGCUCAUUGCUGCUCGGGCGAUCCAGGGCAUUGGUGGUGGCGGCAUCAUCAUUCUUGUCAACGUUUGCAUCAGCGACCUGUUCUCCAUGCGAAAACGAGGUAUCUACUUUGGUGUAAUGGGAAUCGUUUGGGCAGUGGCCAGCGCCGUCGGUCCUGUUCUUGGCGGUGUCUUUACAAGUCAGGUUACCUGGCGGUGGUGUUUCUGGAUCAAUCUGCCAGUAUCUGGCGUUGGGUUUGCGGUGCUGGCUUGGGUGCUGAAGCUGCACAACCCUCGCACCCCGAUGCGCCAGGGGCUCGCUGCCGUCGACUGGUUGGGUUCGCUUGCGGUUAUCGGCGGAACGCUGAUGGUCCUUUUCGGCCUCGAGUUUGGAGGCGUGACCUACCCAUGGUCGUCGCCCACCGUCAUCUGCUUGAUCGUUUUCGGUGUGGUGACGGCUGGCAUAUUCGUCUUGAUCGAAUGGAAGGUGGCCAAAUUUCCACUGAUGCCGUUGCGUCUGUUUCGUCGGCGAUCCAGCAUUGCCAGUUUGGGUGUUGCUGCUUUUCAGGGCAUUGUCUUCAUCUCGGGAAGUUACUACCUGCCGCUGUACUUCCAAGCGGUCCUCGGCGCCUCGCCAUUGAUGUCCGGCAUCUACGUCCUGCCUUUUGUCUUGUCUCUCUCGGUUGUCUCUGCCAUAACUGGCGUGGUCAUCAAGAAGACAGGAAAAUACUUGCCUUGUAUUAUCUUUGGCAUGUCAAUCAUGACUCUGGGUUUCGGGCUUUUUAUUGCUCUUGAACCGCAGGCCAACUGGGCCAAGAUCGUCGUCUUCCAGCUGAUAGCUGGCAUCGGUGUGGGGCCAAACUUCCAGGCACCGCUUAUUGCGCUUCAAACAACCGUUGGGCCUCGAGAUAUGGCAUCAGCGACGGCAACUUUUGGAUUUAUCAGGCAGUUGUUCACCGCGAUAUCUGUUGUGAUUGGGGGUGUUGUCUUCCAAAAUGGGAUGGAGGAGCAGUAUCCCAGACUGCUAGAGGAAAUCGGACCCGAUGCUGCGAACAUGCUCUCUGGGAGCAACGCGGCUUCCAGCAUUGGCUUUGCCAUGAGCCUGCCUGAGCGUAGUCGACGAGUUGCCCAAGAAGCCUACUUCAAGAGUCUGAGAACCAUGUACAUCAUGUAUGUUGUGUUCGCGGGAGUGGGAUUGAUCGUCUCCUUCUUUGUUGGAUCCCGCAAGCUGAGCAACGACCACCAAAUACACAAAACAGGACUGAAGGACAUGAAGGCUGCCAAGGAGCAGGAAAAGCCUCGACUGCCGGUCGAUGGUGGUCUAGACGAGGAACAGAGGGUUCCAGAAGGGAACUCCAAGAAACUUCCCAAGGAGUCCAAAGGGGAAAAGAAGGGAGGCAACUCGAUGAAAUUCUUCUUUGAGUGA